CAGCGGCGGCGGCGGCGGCGGCUUAGGCGCCGCAGGAGUCAGCCCAUUCCCAUGGAGACGACCCCAGCCCCAGCGACCAUGGACGAUGCAGGGUCGGACUUCAACCUGAAGGUCGUCCUGGUCAGCUUCAAGCAGUGUCUCAACGAGAAGGAGGAGGUGCUGCUGGAGCACUACCUCGCCGGCUGGAGGGGGCUGGUCAGGUUCCUGAACAGCCUGGGCGCCAUCUUCUCCUUCAUCUCCAAGGACGUGGUGGCGAAGCUGCAGGUGAUGGAGCGCCUGUGCGGAGGGCCCCAGCGGGACCACUACUGCAGCCUGCAGUCCAUGGUGGCCUACGAGGUGGGCAACCAGCUGGUGGACCUGGAGCGCCGCUCCGGCCACCCGGACUCCGGCUGCCGGACGGUGCUGCGGCUGCACCGGGCGCUGCGCUGGCUGCAGCUCUUCCUGGAGGGCCUGCGCACCAGCCCGGAGGACGCGCGCACGGCCACGCUCUGCACCGACUCCUACAACGCCUCGCUGGCCGCCUACCACCCCUGGAUCGUCCGCCGGGCCGUCACCCUGGCCUUCUGCACGCUGCCCACGCGCAAGGUCUUCCUGGAGGCCAUGCACGUGGGGUCCGCGGAGCAGGCCGUGGCCAUGCUGGGCGAGGCCCUGCCCUUCAUCGAGCACGUGUACGACGUCUCCCAGAAGCUCUACGCCGAGCAUGCCCUGCUGGACCUGCCCUAGGGCCCCGAGGCCCGGCCCCCGCCCCCGGGGCCAGGCUGGGCAGCCGGGGCCCCUCAGUCCCACCGCGGAGCUCCCCGGGGGUGCCUGGGGCAGGAGCGCCACUGUCCCCCUGCCGCUGAGCUUGCGGGGGCCGUGGGCCUGGCGCGGCCCGCUUGGGCUGCAGACGAGAAGGCAGGUGCCGGCCGGCCGGGAGGGUGAGCGAGGGCAGAAGGCAGGGACAGUGGGGCUGGGUCAGAGUUCACACAAGAGGCUGCCCUCACCCCUGAGUCCGGUCUGUGCAGCGGGAGCCCCAGGUCCUCGGAGAGCAGGCUCCUCACCCGCCGACAAUCCAGCAAGCGUGUGCUUCUCAGCCUUUGGGUCCUGGCGUCGGUGGCAGGCGGGCUGUCCCUGGGGCAGGAAGGGAGCACUGCGUCUUGUUCCCUGCCCCCAUCUCCUGAGCCAGGGGCCCAUGUGACCUCCACACGGCAGGCAGCGGGAGCACAGGCCGGCCCUGCCUCCAGCCCUGCCUCCUGCGGCCACACUGCUCCCCAGGCCUCUGCUUGUGAGUCUGCACAGCUCAGCCCCCAAGCCCCCCAGAGCCCCUCCCUGCUGGGCCAGCUGGCCUCCCUGGCACCCAGCGAUGCUGUAUCCCCUCCCCGCGCCCCUGCUGCCCCUGCUGCCCGUCCCCCUGGAGCCCAGAGACUCAGGGUGCACGGCAGAGCGGGGCCUGGACCUCUUUGCAUGAUGGGCUGGCCGAUGGGCACCCCCAGCCUGGCCUGCCCACCGCUCUUCACUGUUAGCUCAGGGCCCUGGUGCCACAGCUGUGC
Molecule: messenger RNA, 1529 nt
Organism: Pipistrellus kuhlii (Kuhl's pipistrelle)
Lineage: Eukaryota; Metazoa; Chordata; Mammalia; Chiroptera; Vespertilionidae
Gene: CPTP
Product: ceramide-1-phosphate transfer protein
Exons: 4
Coding region: 52-723 (223 amino acids)
Biological process (GO): ceramide transport; intermembrane lipid transfer
Cellular component (GO): cytoplasm; cytosol; membrane
Molecular function (GO): ceramide 1-phosphate binding; ceramide 1-phosphate transfer activity
Source: RefSeq, a predicted model, not a curated record